Messenger RNA from Benincasa hispida (wax gourd), 4387 nucleotides. Its product is annotated as AMP-dependent synthetase and ligase family protein. Gene Ontology annotation, biological process: amino acid activation for nonribosomal peptide biosynthetic process. Lineage: Eukaryota; Viridiplantae; Streptophyta; Magnoliopsida; Cucurbitales; Cucurbitaceae. The record is from RefSeq and is a predicted model, not a curated record. Gene Ontology annotation, molecular function: protein binding.
UACUUUUCCAUGCUUACAACCUUCCCGCUAAACGAGGAAAAAGUUUCAUUUGUUUCCGUAGCCCAAAAGCCAAAACAAUUGAAACAAUCCAAAAUCAGCAAUGUCGGAGAUGAGCAAACGUUUCCAGUACUUCUAAUGGUUGAAAUUCAGCGAAAGAGACUAUGGAGCAGCCUCUUUGCUGCAUAUUUCACGAGUUUCAAAGAGUUGCAUCAUCUCAUCCUGAAAAAAUCGCUGCAAUUCAUGCCUCCGGUGGAGUUCAACUUCUCCGCCAGUUAGACGGCGGAGGCGAAGCUGAUGAUUUCUUCAAGGGGCGGGCCAUAUCCGCUUUCCCUCCCAUGUACGAAGGGGACCAGUGCUUCACUUACUCGCAGCUGUUGGCCUCCAUUGAUUCUCUCAGCUCCCGCCUUCUUGCAAUCCUUCGUGAUCCUCAAUUAAACGCGCCCACUGCUCCUCACCCAGAGAAUGAUCAGCCGGCAAAGACUGGUUCAGUGGCCAGUGAAUUAUCUGAAGCAUCGACUGAGCUUGAAAGCAGCAAUAUACCGAAAAUAUUUGGAAUAUAUAUGCCACCUUCAGUUGAAUACAUAAUUUCUGUUCUUUCUGUACUGAGAUGCGGAGGGGCUUUUAUGCCAUUAGAUCCUGCAUGGCCUAAAAGGAGGAUUCUGUCAGUUGUUUCUUCAUCGAAUAUUGAUCUUAUUAUCUACUCUAGGUCUUCAUUUUGUGAAAAUGGCUAUCAUGUGACUGAGGGAUUUCGUUGGCUUGAGCAAAUCAGUGGUUGUUCAACCCUUUGUUUUACUAUGGAAGAAAGUUCAGUUCAAGAGCACAAUAGUGCGGUUGAUUUAGUUUUUCCUUGUGAGCAUGAGAAAGGGAGGUUGUUUUGUUACGUUAUGUAUACAUCUGGAUCUACUGGAAAGCCUAAAGGCAUAUGUGGCACUGAACAAGGUCUUCUAAAUCGCUUUCAAUGGAUGCAAGAAAACUUUCCUUGUAGCAGAGAGGAACUUUUAUUGUUCAAGACAUCUAUUAGCUUUAUUGAUCACAUUCAAGAAUUUCUUAGUGCUAUAUUAACAUCUUCUGCCUUGGUUAUACCUCCAAUGAAAGAGCUGAAGGAAAAUUUGUGUUCUGUUGUCAAUUUUAUUCAGGCGUAUUCUAUUAGUAAGCUUACUGCUGUUCCAUCACUAAUGAGGGCGCUCCUUCCUGCAUUGCAAAGACUGUGUGUGAUGCAGAACAAAUGUUCCCUAAGAUUGUUGAUUCUGAGUGGGGAAAGUUUGCCAAUACUGUUAUGGAAUGCACUUGUCAAGCUAUUACCAGACACCACUAUUUUGAAUUUGUAUGGUAGUACUGAGGUAUCUGGUGAUUGUACAUAUUUCGAUUGCAAGAGAAUGGCAAUGAUUAUGGAGACAGAAGCAAUCAAUACCGUUCCAAUUGGUGUGCCGAUUUCUCACUGUGAUGUUGUGGUUGUUGGUGACAAUGAUGUACUGAACCAGGGAGAACUGUGUGUUGGUGGUCCCUGUGUAUGCAGUGGAUAUUAUUCAGAUUCUGCUUUUCUCCCGUUGGAUGGUGUAAAGUUUUCUCAGGACUUUGUUCAUGGAGGAUCAUUUAAUGCAAACAGUAGUCAAAUUUAUAUCAGGACUGGUGAUUUUGUCCGACAGCUUCAAAGUGGUGACUUGGUGUUCUUGGGGAGAAAAGAUCGUAGUAUCAAAGUUAAUGGGCAACGUAUUGCUUUAGAAGAGAUUGAGGAUGCUUUAAGGGAACAUCCGGAUGUAGUAAAUGCAGCUGUUGUUUCCAGGAGAAGUGAUUGGGAACUUGAGUAUCUAGUGGCGUAUCUAGUUUUAAAAGAUAACAAGAAAAGUGAAAUAUUCAGAUCCACUGUCAGAAGUUGGAUGGUGGAAAAAGUUCCAUUGGCCAUGAUUCCAAACAGCUUUUUCUUCAUUGACUCAAUUCCUAUGUCAGCCAGUGGAAAAGUUGAUUAUGAGAUCUUGAUGCAUUCAAGACCUCUUCGGGAGCAUCUGCAUGAAAAUAUUGAUGAAACUUGCACAAAUGACUUCAUUCAAAUCAUUAAAAAGGUCUUCUCUGAUGCUUUAAUGGUUGAAGAGAUAUCUAGUGAUGAUGACUUCUUUACGAUGGGUGGUAACUCUAUAACUGCAGCGCAUGUGUCACAUAGAUUAGGGGUUGAUAUGAGAUGGCUGUAUCACUAUCCAAGUCCAGCAGAGCUUCUUAUGUUUAUUCUUGAGAAGAAAGGAUCAGAUAUCAUAGAUAUCAAUGGCAAUACUGAUGAAAGAAAGAACCUGAAAACUGAUGGGUGGAACAAAUAUUCUUCGGAUGAUUCUGAGUUUCUGAACCGGUUUGAUCUUAAAGAGGGUGGGAAUUCUGGAAAAAGGAAACAAGUUCAACCAAAUGAUGGUUUUUCAAGGGCAGUCAUACCAAGGAAUAACAAAUCUUUAUUGUCGAAACACUAUAAGGUGGUUUCUGAUUUUUCAAACAAUUUGGAGGAUAUAAGUCAAGUUGGUGGGCACCUGUGGAAUUCUCCUUUAACAUCUGUGUCAUGUGCAUUCAGUCGAUGCAACAAGGUUGUGUAUGAACACAAGUAUGUUGGUGGUAAUGAAUGUGCAGAAACUUUGUCGAUAAAGUUCCCAAGAGGUGAAAAUGGUUCUAUGAAAAAACUAUGGCAAGUUCAUAUGGAGUCUUGCGUAGAUGCUUCACCACUUCUUGUGUUUAAACACCCCAAUAUCUACUUGUUUAUUGGUUCUCACUCACAUAAGUUUGUCUGCGUGGAUGCGAAAAAUGCUUCUCUUCAAUGGGAGAUAAGGCUAGAAGGACGAAUUGAAUGUUCCACAGCAAUUGUUGGGGACUUUUCUCAGGUUGUAGUAGGAUGCUACAAAGGGAAGAUAUAUUUUCUCGAGUUUUCCACUGGCAUUAUCCAAUGGACAUUCCAAACAUCUGGCGAGGUAAAAUCGCAGCCAGUGGUUGACCCAGAUAGAAAUUUGAUCUGGUGUGGAUCAUAUGACCAUAACUUAUAUGCACUUGACUACGUGAGGCAUUCUUGUGUUUACAAACUUCCAUGUGGAGGAAGUUUAUAUGGAUCACCUGCAAUUGAUGGGGUUCAACAUAGACUUUAUGUGGCUUCAACCAGUGGACGAAUGACUGCUCUAUUGAUAAAGGAUUUUCCUUUCAAUUCUUUGUGGCAUUAUGAUCUAGGAGCGCCAGUCUUUGGGUCCCUUGCAAUUGAUCCACUUACUAGAAAUGUUAUUUGUUGCCUGGUGGAUGGUCAUGUUGUUGCGUUGGAUUCUAGUGGAUCUGUUUCGUGGAAGUGUACAACUGGUGGCCCUAUAUUUGCUGGACCCUGCAUAUCCACUGCCAUUCCUUCGCAGGUUCUCGUAUGUUCCAGAAAUGGAAGCGUUUAUUCUUUUGAACUGGAAAGUGGAGAUUUAGUGUGGGAGUACAACAUCGGGAAUCCAAUAACUGCAUCUGCUUGUGUUGAUGAUCACCUGCAAUUUGUACCUGAAACUUCCAUCUCCAAGGACAGGCUGAUUUGUGUUUGCUCCAGUUCUGGAACCAUCCAUUUGCUUCGAGUAAAGUUGUAUGGAACACAGGAGGGAAAUUACCAAAACACAAAUGUGGAAGAAUUUUGUAGGGUGGAUCUCGAAGGAGACAUAUUUUCCUCACCUGUUAUGAUAGGUGGACGUAUUUUCGUCGGUUGUCGAGAUGACUAUGUGCACUGUGUUGCAAUCGGUAACCUUAACACCGGAGGAAAUAGUAAUUCAUUUUAACUAAACUUUUGCCAUUUUUAUCCGACAUACUCUCAUUGUUCAGGAAGAAAUAGGGAAAUGCUUAGUAGCAUAAAAAAAAAUUCAUCUUUCACAAAUAGCACUUUUUUUGGUCAAUUAUUUUAAUGGCUCAUCUGAAAUUGAGAUCAAAUAAAAAAUUUACCUUCUUUUAAUGAAGCAUUCAAACCACCAAUUUUGUUGGCUUUGUCGAUGGAAUCUCAGUCAAGGCGAAUACCCAGACUUUUAUUUUGUAUGUAUUCCUAAAUAAUCUUCUAAAAUAUUGUGUCUAAUCUUUCUCAAAUUCUAAUGCAAAUCUUCAAUUCAAUUUGAUUCCCUUCUCGUCACUGACUCUUUUUUAUUUCGCUAUUUUAAUAUCUCAAAUAAUCUUGCGUAAGAUUUGGGAAGAUUACUAUCUAUCUCGAGCUUCAUCCUAGUUGGGUUUCUAUUAAGCUAAAAAAAAUAGUUUGUUUUGAUGCUUUUUUAAAAGAAGUUAAGUUUUAUUUUGGUCUCGGUAUCAAUCUUGAUUGAGAUGCACUAGGACGAGCCGUUAAAAUAAUUGGCCACCAAGGGUGCUAUUUGUGAAAGAUAACUUUUUUAAUGCUAUUUUUUACCAUUUCCCGAAGAAA